This is a messenger RNA of Salvia hispanica, 441 nucleotides long. The record is from RefSeq and is a predicted model, not a curated record. NCBI's taxonomy places the organism in Eukaryota, Viridiplantae, Streptophyta, Magnoliopsida, Lamiales, Lamiaceae.
AUGGCAGAAUCUGUUGCAAAUGUGUUUCUGGAAACCCUUCGUGAUUUGCUGGUUGAAGAAACUAAGUUUUUGCUUGGUGUGGGCGCUGAUGUUGAGAAAGUUAAACGAGAUCUGAAAAGCAUACAUGCUUUGCUGAUGAAAGCAGACAGAGAGAGGCAUGAUUCUCCAACUCUAAAGACUUACAUUCACCAACUCAAAGAUCUUGCUUUCAAAGCUGAGAAUCUGCUUGAAACGUAUGCCGUUGAAGUUCAAUCCAAAAGGGAAGAAGGGCGGAGGAGCCUCAUGGACAGAUUUCAAAGGUACAUUUGUAUCAUGUGUGAGUGCUGCAGUGUCCACCAGGUCGGGAAAGAGGCUCAGGAAAUAAUGUCGGAGCUGGCCGUACUCGCUGAAAAGUUAAGAGUCAGAGUUGGGAGAAGCAAGCUCAUCGGAUUCGAAGGGUGA